AAACCCUUUAAACCCUAAUCCUUCUAUCCAUUCCCCUCUCUGCUCUCACCCCGCCUCCAUGCUCAUCUGAGGAAUCCCAUACACGCCCAUCUGCCAUGGCCUCCUCCAAGCUCCUAACCAUGGCCAUGAGCGCCUCCUUCCGGCGCUUCUACCGCCUCGCCUCCUCCCCCCUCCUGCCCCCGGCCUCCCGCCGCCUCCCGCCGCCAUUCCUCUCCGCACGCUUCUGCUCCGCCGCCGCCGCCGCCACCGCCGACACCAAAACCGCCCCCGAAGCGCUGGAUGUCGCCUACUCCGCCGUCGCCGCCGUAUCCACGGGCCACCCGUGGCCGGAGUGGGGCGACUUCCUCGAGAAGCUCCGGGCCAAGGGGUACUUCGAGCGGCCCCCUCCCCCCGGCUCUGAUGCUGCCAAGGGCGCCGCCGGAGAUGGAGAGGUGGCCACGGCCGACGCUUACGUCGUAAGGGACCAGAACAGGGUGAAGAACGCGUGCCUCAAGUUCGCGCGCGAGCGCUUUGAUCUCCUCAGCUCUCUUCCAAAGCAGGAUAUUCAAGCUAUUGUUGAGUGUGGAUGUCCCAAUAUCUUCCGAAAGGCUGUCUGUUCUGCAAAAAGGCUGAGAGAAUUUGUGCAGGUUGACGAAAGCGAUGCAUGCAGCGUUUGCAAAUUACGUGGAUCUUGUGAUAAAGCCUAUGUCAUUCCAAAUGCUGAGGAAGCUGCUCGGACCGUUGAUGUUGUGCGCGUACUCCUAACUUAUGCAAUAGAUCCGACCAGCCUUUCAGGAGAAAAUCCUGUUGCCGGGGGUGUGCAAGAAUCUGCAAGAAAGCUUCUCUCGGAUCUUACAAUGCUUUGUGACACGACAAUUGAUCCUUCUCUUCCUGAACCUGUAUUUCAAACUUCUAGCAAGAAGGAGUCAUCGACCAAGGUUGGCAGGGGCACACAAUCACAUGCAAAGUCUAGGGUAUCAGCUGGAAAUGGUAGAGAAACAGCUGUGACUGAAAUGAAGAAGGGUGAUUGGCUGUGCCCAAACUGCAACUUCUUAAAUUUUGCUCGGAAUCGACAAUGUCUCGAAUGCAAAGAAGCUGGACCAAAGAAGAUUGAAGCAGACACCACUGAAAUGAAAAUGGGAGAUUGGAUCUGUCCACAGUGCAACUUUAUGAACUUCUCUCGCAACAAGAUGUGUUUUAAAUGUGAAGGGCAUCGGCCAAAGAGGCAGCUCAACCCUGGAGAGUGGGAAUGCCCCUCAUGUGACUUUGUGAACUUCCGUCGCAACCAGGAGUGCAAGAAGUGCAGCCACGACCGCCCUGAAGAUGAUACCCAGGAUAGUAAGCUUGGGUAUGAUGUAUGGAGAAACACCAAGGGAGCUGACAGUGGCAGAAGUUUCGACGCUCAUGAAGAUGACGAUGGCGACGAAGAGGUGAUGCGAACAGAGCGCAAGCAUGUACCGAGUAGAAGGGCGCCACCGGCCCAGAGGGGGUACGCUGGCAAUAGCAGGAAGGGUGAUGAUGGAGACGACGCCUUGCCAUAUGAAAGGGAGCGCAGGCAUGUAUCAAGCAGAAGGGAGGCACCAGCCCGUAAGGGAUUGAGGAAAGAUGACGAUGAUGUCGAAUUCGAUGUCUUGCCAUUCGACGGGGAGCGCAAGCAUGUAUCAAGCAGAAGGGCUGGACCAGCUCGGAGGGAAUUCAGAGAGGAUGAUGGCAGCGAAGACGAUGUCUUGCCAUACGAAGGGGAGCGUAAGCAUGUAGCGAGCAAGAGGGCGAGUCCAUCUCCAAGGAGAUUCACUGCUUCUAGAGGCCGUUGAUAAUAUGUGAUAGCUAUACAGCUUUGAUUUUUUUUUUUGAUUGCAGAUACUGUAUUGCGUAAAUUUUAGGUGAUUGACGAAAAUAACAGCGUUUGGGAAAUGUAGGGACAAAAUAUUUGGCAUCCUCAUAUAUUCUGCUGAUGUAUGAGAAAAACGAGAUCAAAUGCAACUGUUUUUUUUUUU
Lolium perenne is the source of this 1976-nucleotide messenger RNA. RefSeq lists its product as uncharacterized. Gene Ontology annotation, molecular function: mRNA binding. NCBI's taxonomy places the organism in Eukaryota, Viridiplantae, Streptophyta, Magnoliopsida, Poales, Poaceae. The record is from RefSeq and is a predicted model, not a curated record. Gene Ontology annotation, cellular component: cytoplasm.